Molecule: messenger RNA, 364 nt
Organism: Cynocephalus volans (Philippine flying lemur)
Lineage: Eukaryota; Metazoa; Chordata; Mammalia; Dermoptera; Cynocephalidae
Product: large ribosomal subunit protein eL39
Exons: 1
Coding region: 63-218 (51 amino acids)
Biological process (GO): translation
Cellular component (GO): ribosome; cytosolic large ribosomal subunit
Molecular function (GO): structural constituent of ribosome
Source: RefSeq, a predicted model, not a curated record
AAAAGAUUCUUUAGCCCUUUUCUUCGCCAUCGUGGUGUGUGCGGUACCCUCUCUUCCUCGCCAUGUCUUCUCACAAGACUUUCAGGAUCAAACGAUUCCUGGCCAAGAAACAAAAGCAAAAUCGGCCCAUUCCCCAGUGGAUUCGGAUGAAAACUGGUAAUAAAAUCAGGUACAACUCCAAGAGGAGACAUUGGAGAAGAACCAAGCUGGGUCUAUAAAGAAUUGCACAUGAGAUGGCAUACAUAUUUACCAAUUAAUCAUGUUACCGUAUCAAGCUGAAAAUGUGGACACGUAUUGGGGAAAUUCUUUAUUUCUGUGCUCUGCACAAGUGGAUUAAUCAUGUAAUAAAUUACAAGUAAAUAAA